Molecule: messenger RNA, 1158 nt
Organism: Naegleria lovaniensis
Lineage: Eukaryota; Heterolobosea; Eutetramitea; Acrasida; Naegleriidae
Exons: 1
Coding region: 1-1158 (385 amino acids)
Source: RefSeq, a predicted model, not a curated record
AUGGAUGACCUCAAUAAGAAAUCUUCCACAAACAUUUAUAGAACUAGUGAUGAAAAUAACACAAAAAGUACGACAGUAGAGGAGGACAUCAAGUCCAUGACAACAACAUCAUCGAAUGAUGACAACGACGACGACGCACGACUCAUAUCCAACACUGAGAAUCAACACUUGAUCAAUUCCAUUGCCCUCUCUCCUCAUCGACCUGUCACUCGACACCGAAGAUCCAUCAGUAACAUUCAUCACGCUCAUUUACCAUCUUCACUGGUUGAACAACAUGCAUCAUCGAGGGAUUCUUCACCAUCCUCAUCGACCUCUCCCAUCUCGCAUGAUCUCAACAUGACGAACGGUCAAGCCACAACAACAACAACAACACCAAACACUUCCUCAACCAUUCAUAGCCCACCACCAGAAGAUGACUUUGAUAUUGAAACCACUCUGAGAACGACAGCAUACAAGACAGCCACCAAUGUUGCCAACACUCCAUCCUAUGAAACUGCUCAACAAAAAGAAACUAAGAAUAUUGGAAGACCUCGUUCCAAUUCACAAGAUAACUCCUCGGUCACUUCGUCAUUGGAUAUAGUGAGAGGAACCAUUACGGGUUCACAAUUAUUGUCUGCUUCUUCUAAUGCAUCGUCAUCAUCAUCAUCAUCAAAUAACCUUAAUCAAGCAGCAGGAGACCCAAAUACUACUAAUAGUACCUUGAAAGAAUCUCAGUCUGAGAGGACAAAUUCAUUGAAAUCAGAGCAAGAUGCUCAAAUGUCCAGUUCAGCCCUUUCAAGAGUUACAGAGAGCUCUGAACAAUCAUUCUCCUAUCAGUCCCAAUCCAAUUAUCAACAACACCAACAACAACCACCACUCUCUCCUCUACAAAAACAUUCAUCAUUGUCGUCCAUUCCAAGCAGCAGUUCUUUGACAGCACUUGGAGAAAAUUCUACAAAAAGCAAAACUCACCAGACAUCGAUGGACAAGAAUGGAUCGAUGGGCAAUAACAAGAGCAUGCUUCCCAAUCAAUCGAAUUGGAUUUCUGCCGACAUUCUCUAUCAGAAAAUUAGAGAAAAUCUCAAAAAGACAUCCAAUUUUGCAGAAUUGGAGAAUUCAAGCAAGAGUGUAAAUAAGGAACAAAUUGAUUAUCGACAAGUUCUGAAAAAGAAGCAUUAA